Molecule: messenger RNA, 1433 nt
Organism: Lolium rigidum
Lineage: Eukaryota; Viridiplantae; Streptophyta; Magnoliopsida; Poales; Poaceae
Exons: 4
Coding region: 1-1287 (428 amino acids)
Source: RefSeq, a predicted model, not a curated record
AUGUUGCGGGCGGCGGCGUCAAAGUGCGCCGGCGGCGCCAUCCGGCGACUGUCGGCAGCAGCCUCAGUAGGCGCGAGGAGGAAGCCUCCCCAGGACGAGGGGGACUGGUCCUACUACAAGGAGUGGUGGGGCGACGACGACGGCCCCGGCGACGGGGCACAAACCGUCUUCCGCCGCCACUCCGAGCACGGCAAUGGCGUCGUCUCCGUCGUGGCGUACCCAGCCUCCCAGCCGGCCAGCGAUCAGUGGCCGGUAAUGGAGAGAUGGCUUCAAGAGAGAAAUUCAGCACUAUACCCAGAAUCAACUGUAGCUGACCAGUUUAAGAUACUAGGCUACCAGUGGAGAGUAAUGCGCUUUAAUGACCAUACACGGCAAACUGCUGCAAAAGUAAUGGCGUGUUACAGGUCCGGCGGUGAUAGAGCAUUUUACUCGAUGCAACAACCAAAUUGUGUAGCUGUUCCUUAUGCCAAGAGUAUGGUAUCAGCUGGAUUGACAGCACUAUCUUGCUGUUCUUUUGAUGUCCCUCGAGCAGUUUCUGAGCACGGCACUAUGAAAAUUCUUUGUAUAGGCCAUGGUGGCGGCAGCAUACCAUUAUUUUUGGCUAGUAAAUUCAAAGGUGCUGCCGUCCACAUUGUGGAAAUCGAUCCAGUUGUCGUUUCAGCCUCGGUUGAAUCCAUGGGUUUCCCUGCAUCACCUGCGAAAGGGUUAUCAUCUCACUCCAUGCAGCCUGCUGACGCAGACAAGCUGCUGUGGGGAGGCAUCCAUGACCGUAUCUUCCUCCACAUAACAGAUGCAGAAGAUUUCAUUGCUACCGAUAACAACGUUUACGACUUGGUCUUCAUCGACGCUUAUGAUGGAAACGACAUAUUUCCCCGCAAGCUCUGGGACAUCGACGGGGCAUUCCUGAAGAACCUAGAUGAGAAAGUACACCCUGUCCAUGGCACUGUAGUUGUGAACUUGCAUUCUGAUUCAGAGCUAUGCCCAGAUGUUGAAGACGAAGCCCCUUUCGAGAGCACGCUUUCUAUGGGCAAGUACGUUUCCCAGGUCUGCAGCGCGUACAAGCAGCACUUCGGGCUGGCCUUCAUGGCGGCCGCCCCAUGGCUCUGCAACGUCACCCUGGUCGCCUGCCGCGAUAAGACGAUACUGCGUGGUGCGCCUGUAGGACGUAGUGGUAGAGACUUUGUUCUUAGCAAGCUCCUGUCGAGGUCGAGCAUGGUCGAGCAGGCGUUGGACCUGCCGUUUCCUUGCCUGCAGUACGUCAAGAAUGGUUUCACGCUGGUUGAAUGAUCUUUUGAUCUUUUAUGAACACAAAAUCGUCUCUUUUCUUUUUGCGCCAUUUGUUCUUGCGGAUUGAUGAGUUAUCUUGAACUCGUGACGUGGUUUCCUGCAACCUUUUCGCCGGCAGUUUGCACGAGGUUGGCGAGAUUUCUGUG